CCUAAAUUUCCUAAAUUUCCUAAUUUUCCUAAUUUUCCUAAAUUUCCUAAAUUUCCAAAAUUUACCAAUUUAUGUAAAUUUGUGAGAUAUGUUAACUUUAAAAUUUUUCUCUAAUUUUUCCCUCAAUGACUUCACUUCUUUAUAACUUCACUUCCAAAUUGUAACUUCUCAUUGUAACAUUAACAAAUUAUAACUUCAUUUUUUUGUAACGUUUCAUUGUAACAUUAACAAAUUAUAACAUUCCAUUGUAAAAUUUUAUUGUAAAAUUAUUUAGUGUUGAGUUUGUUCGGGAUGAAAGUUGUGAAUAUUUCGAGUCAUGGGUGACGGCACGAACCCUUUUCGUAAGACUGAGUUCUACUCUGACUGGUCUGGAUACUCACAGCCGCAGUCAGAUCCCAACUAUCGCCCUGAAUCCUACUCCAACCCCGAACACAUCAAAUUCGUACCCUAUGACAAUUAUACUCACACUCACUCCAACCCACACUUUCACAAUUCUCAAUCCAACUCACACUAUCCCAAUUCUGGCACAUUUAGUCAGACAAACUCUCAAGGGUAUAGUCAGAGUUCUAAUGGGUAUAAUCAGGGUUCUAAUGCGUAUGGUCAGAGUUCUAAUGGGUAUGGACAGGGUUCACAGUAUGUACCAAAUUCACACAAUUACUCUAAACCCAGCACUCACUACGUAUCCUCACACUGUAUACCGUCACACACUGUAACCUCUAAUAAUAUAAGCUCCAAUAGUAUACAAUCACAUGGUGUGAGCUCUAGUAACAAUAGUGUACAGUUGAAUAAUAUGAAGAAUGUCCAGUAUGGUCAGGUUGGUCAUGUGGUGGGUUCUGUGGAUGGUGUGAGUUUACCUUACCAAGGUCAAGUGCUUGAUGGUACAAAUUCGUUUAAUCGUCAAAACAGUGAACCCAUCCCCGUACAAUAUCAAGAUAAUGUAAGAUAUUCGUUCCCCAAGGGUAAUUCAGGGUCUACAGUGGCUCCUGGUAACUCAGGGUCUACAGUGGCUCCUGGUAACUCAGUAAACGGCCCGUAUUACCAGAGGAAUAUCCCGGGAUAUAAGAACGAACCUGACGUGUAUUACCCAAAUUAUAUGUACUAUAACGGACAAAUGGCCAGUAGGCCCAGUACAGACUCCAGAGAACUUAACAGAGAUUUAACUAGAGAUUUGUCCAGAGAUUUGUCCAGGGAUUUACCGAGAGAAUUAACCAGAGAACUGAACAGGGAUAUCCCUAGAGAUUUGCCCAGAGAUAUCCCUAGGGACUUAACUAGACCCGAGAUACCUCGUGACUUACCGAGGAGCGAGUUAUAUUUUUCGAGGAAUUAUGAGAAUUUGGCGAACAAGAACUUUUUUAACGCGUCACUGUCGUUUAAGGAGGCGGCGACUGCGAUGUUGUCAAUGGACGCCAAGAAGUCACACUCACGUCAGAGGACACCGUCACGAGGUAGACCCACAGCCAGAGGCUUAGGGAAACUACAGAAACCAGAAAAUACUCAAACCACCUCAAGACCUGAGCAAUCUAUCUCAAGAGCUGAGCAAUCUGGUCCAAGGGAUCCCAACUCGUACCAGAGAUUUCCAAAUACCAAACCCAUUUACCACCAAAAUUAUAACAAUACCGAUCCAUACACACUUUAUAAAGAUACCAAUAGGGUUGGAGAUGUCAACAGAGAUACUAACAGGGUUGGAGAUGUCACUAGGGGAGAUGUGACUGGUAGGUCAGAUCCCAGAGUAGAUCCCAGUAGAUUGGCAGAUCCCAGGAUCGUACCUAUGAACCGUACAGAUAUUACUAGAGGUGACGUUCCCGUAGUUGGUAGAGGUGACGUUCCCGUAGUUGGUAGAGAAGUACCAGGGGUUGUUAGAGAAGUACCGGGAGUUGUUAGAGUAGAUAAGGACCCGGUGUAUAAUUAUUACAUGAUAAAUAGUAAGAUUAAUAGCCCUGAAUAUGCCAAGUACAGGAACCGCGGGUUACAGCAGUUGUCCCAGUAUAACUUAAUGUCACAGUACAGUCAGCAACAUGGAAUUGGCAACUACAUGUCCAACCUCAACAACUUCAAUCACAUUCCCAAUGUUCACAAUGUUCACAAUCCUCACACCGUUAAUCUCCACGGUGUCAAUCAUCACGGAGUUCCUGGAGUUAAUCACCCUGGAGUACAUGGAAUAAAUCAUGGAGUUCCUGGAGUUAAUCAUGGAGUUAGCAAUUUUACGGGUGUGAGAGGAUUUAAGAAGGUUCCAGUGUCGGGACAGAGAUUUGUGCCGGUUCCUAAAUCUGUCCCGGUGAGGACAGAGAAACACCACGUGAUCGAGGAAAUCCAAGCGGACAACGACCACAUGAAUAAUCUCAAAACCAACGCCAUCUCAUCCGCAUCCUCAAUCAUGGAAUCAUUCCAACACUCACUAUCCAAUAAACGCAAACGUGUGAAGAACUGUUUGGUUGAGGACUGUAGGAAUGUGAUUGGUGAGCAGCCGAAGAUAGAUGUGCAGUAUUCGAGUGUUGAGGUGGACGGUCGCAGGAAGUACCUUUUAUCCGAAAUUCUGUCAUCGCUUUUACCCUAUCACACGUUCUACCAUGAACAGCUGGACCCGCCCAGAUCCACCAAAUUCGACUACUCCGAAAUCAGAAACCAAAUCCAACAAGUACAAACACUACUCGACAACAUCAACAACAACGAACACAUCUUCAAUCAAUCCGUAUUUUCGUGUGUGAAGGAGUCGUUGGUGGCGUGUAACGAAUUUGCACUUGGGCCGAGGAACGUGGAAUCCAAUACAUCUCCAUAACACCCACACCACAACACAAAUUAAUCUACCACAUAUAUUUUUCUAAUUCAUAU
Messenger RNA from Theileria parva strain Muguga, 2829 nucleotides. RefSeq lists its product as uncharacterized. The record is from RefSeq and is a predicted model, not a curated record. The transcript is spliced from 3 exons. Bases 317 to 2776 code for a protein of 819 amino acids. NCBI's taxonomy places the organism in Eukaryota, Apicomplexa, Aconoidasida, Piroplasmida, Theileriidae.